UUUAAUUGAAUAUGAUAAUAUGGACGAUAGUCAACAAUUAUUUCUCAUUGAAUUUUUGGUAGACAAAGUUAACAUUCCAGCUAUUCGAGCAAUACAUGAAGAAAUGUUACCAGUGACAACCUGCGUUUCUUUCCAGGUCCUUGGCUUACCACCUAUCAAUAUUAACGAAGAAGCAUCCGUCGAUAAAUGCGCUUGCCUUAGCGGUGAUGUUCAAGUAUUUAAAAAAGGAAAGUCAUGUCUUUUUGCCCUACCCAAUAAUGUUCUUCAAAAACCAAUUCAUAGUUUUCCUGUAACCAUGUCUGUUUAUAAAAAACUUCCACCCGGAGUAUUACCAGAUGUAAUGUUAAUUGGCACUCAUCAGAUACAAUUAAGAAAUCUGAUAAACGAUUUACUCAGUCAGCGUAUAUUUAAAAAUGGCAACCCGUGCAGAUCGUUAAAAAGUACUUUUAGGAUUACAACAGCCACGGGACAAGGUGUCGGCGAAGCUACCAUCUUUAUACGUGUAUCCUGUUUUGGAAAAAAAAUAGUUACUCAAUUUCAAAUCCCUCACAAUAAAAAACCUUACUUAUUCAAAGGAAGCGAAGAUAGUCCAGUAUUUCAAUGUAAAAGAAUACCUUCAAACAUAUUUUUACCAGAACCUGUACGAUGCAAUUGUCCUGUAAAAAAAAGUCCCGAUGGCAGUGGUGAAGGACAAAUUUGUUGUCCUGAAACUAAAUCUGAUAUGGAUAAACGUAAACAGGCACACUGCGAACCUUGUUGUUUAUGCAGUCAACAACCUAUUUCUAAUUGUUCUGACUUACAACCGCAACAACAGUGUCAAGCAGAAUAUCUUAACUCUAAAAAUUAUUCUCUUCGGACAGCACAUGCUGUCGCUGCAAAUACUUGUAUCUCCUGUUGUUCACCUCAACCGAUUAAAGACAUCACCUGUGCUCCCUGUUGUGGCACAAAAGGAACUACUUUUGAUGAACUUCUUAAAGAGAAACCUGUAAGAAAAUGUGGAUGCAUUAUCAAAGAAAAACCAACUUGUAACUGUAAACAGACCUGUUCUUAAAGAAAUUAUAACGGCGGCGGAGGCA
Messenger RNA from Polistes dominula (European paper wasp), 1076 nucleotides. RefSeq lists its product as uncharacterized. NCBI's taxonomy places the organism in Eukaryota, Metazoa, Arthropoda, Insecta, Hymenoptera, Vespidae. The record is from RefSeq and is a predicted model, not a curated record.